Messenger RNA from Cornus florida, 1460 nucleotides. RefSeq names its product stemmadenine O-acetyltransferase-like. Lineage: Eukaryota; Viridiplantae; Streptophyta; Magnoliopsida; Cornales; Cornaceae. The transcript has a single exon. The record is from RefSeq and is a predicted model, not a curated record. The coding region runs from base 40 to 1344 and encodes 434 amino acids.
UUUCUUAAUUUGUGUUUGCUAGAGGUAGCAAAAGGCAACAUGGUUUUGAGUCACGUUGAGGUGAUCUCUAGAGAGAUGAUUAAACCAUCAUCUCCAACACCCCAAAACCUCAGGAACCACAAGCUUUCAUUCCUAGACCAAAUUGCCCCACCAGUUUAUAUUCCUCUCAUUUUCUUCUAUCAUCCUGAUUUGGGAUACGAUUUUGAUCGUGCCCAAAAAUCUCAAUUACUGAAACAAUCCUUGUCAGAUACCCUAACUCGCUUUUACCCUUUAGCCGGAAGGAUAAAAAAUGAUGCUUGUAUCGAUUGCAAUGAUGCUGGAGUUGAGUAUGUUGAAGCCCAAGUUCAUGCUCAACUCUCACAUGUUAUCGAAAAUCCUAAUAUUGAAAACCUAAAACAAUACCUCCCAAUUGAACCUUAUGGCACCAGCGCUGCUAUGGGAAGGGAGGCAGUCCUAGCCAUCCAAAUCAACUUCUUUGAUUGUGGAAGUUUAGCGAUCGGCUUGUGUAUUUCACACAACAUAGCCGAUGGAUCAUCUCUAGUCACCUUCACCAAUGCAUGGGCUGCCACAGCUCGUGGGGCUAUCAAAAAUGUAACCCCUAGUUUUGAUUUGGCACUUCACUUCCCACCAAAAGACUUAUCAGGAUUUAUGCCAACCUUAGGCAUCACAACAGAAAAGAUAGUGACAAGAAGGUUUGUGUUCGAUAAAAAGAAGUUGGCUGUACUCAAAGAGGCCGCGUCCUCGGCCUUUGGAUCACAGGUGAAGGAUCCCACUCGUAUCGAGGCUGUCUCAGCUUUCAUAUGGAGCCAUUUCAUAGAGGUGGCUAAAAGUAAGUUAGCUCCCAAGAAGAUAUUUGUUGCAAACCAUGCAGUGAACUUGAGAAGCAGAAUGAAUCCACCUCUCCCGGACCACGCCAUGGGAAACAUAUGGAGGAUCGCGACUGCAAUAUCAAUGUGUGAGGGUGAGAUAGUAUUUGGUGAUCUUUUGAGCAAGCUGAGGAGCGCAAUAAGGGAGAUCGACAGCGAUUAUGUGAAGUUCCUACAAAUUGGAGAUGGGUACUUGGAUUACCUCAAGAGGGCAACAGAAAAUUUCUCUAAUGGAGAGGUAGAGUACUGUAAUUUUAGUAGUUGGUGGAGAUUUCCUGUAUAUGAAGUGGACUAUGGUUGGGGUAAGCCAGUUUGGGUGUGCACCACAACCUUGCCUUUUAAGAAUGUGGUAAUAUUGAUGAGUACUAGUUGUGGGGAGGGAAUAGAAGCAUGGGUCAAUAUGCUUGAAGAUGACAUGACCAUGCUUGAACGUGAUCAUAAGCUACUGUCUCUUGAUGCCACUAAAAUCAAUGCCUAAAAUUAAACUUGGUGGUGAACCAUUAGGGUUGCUAUGAUUAGGUGAAUUGUUUCCCGUUGUCUCGAAGUACUAGUGUGCCUUUCUAUCUUCUUGUCUACUAUAAUAUGUAUGUUUAA